This is a messenger RNA of Rhagoletis zephyria (snowberry fruit fly), 1552 nucleotides long. RefSeq names its product sialin. Lineage: Eukaryota; Metazoa; Arthropoda; Insecta; Diptera; Tephritidae. Gene Ontology annotation, molecular function: transmembrane transporter activity. Gene Ontology annotation, biological process: transmembrane transport; monoatomic anion transport. The record is from RefSeq and is a predicted model, not a curated record. Gene Ontology annotation, cellular component: membrane.
AUGACUGAAAAUACUCGUAAACUGUCAAAUGAAGCUGCCGUGGAGCAAGCACAACCUAAUAAACCGCCGCCCCACUAUCCGCUGCUUUGCUCGGUGCGUUUAACCUAUGCAAUAUGCGCCUUCAUUGCUAUGGUUAUGCAUUUAUGCAUGCGCAACACAUUCGAUUUUAGCGUACUGUGCAUGGUUAAAAAGGAUGAAGAUAACUCGAAUACUACACUGGAAACAUUGUCACAGUUUGUUUAUGCAAGAGACAGUUCGCCGUCGAAUGAAAAUCCAAUCCGAGUGGCAUGGACACGUAAACAGGAAUUCAUUAUACAGUCAACAUUUUACUAUGGCUAUGUGGUUACACUUUGCUUCGCCGGUCGAUUGGCAGACAAAUUUGGAGGGAAGUUCUUCUUCAUCCACUCCAUUAUUAUUCAGGCACUGAUAUUCAUUUUGAUACCAUUUGUUGCACGCAUCAGUUAUAUAGCUACGAUGGUUGUGCGUCUAAUGCAAGGUUUAGUGGCGGGUUUUGGAAAUCCUGCCCUAUACCAACUAUUCUCCACAUGGGCCCAUAAAAAGGAGCGUACCGCGUUAUUGUCAAUUGCUUAUGGCGGUUACUCAAUUGGUCCUCUCAUCGCUUUUCCAUUAUCUGCAUUCUUUUGCCACUACAAUUGGGAAUUGACGUUUUAUAUAGUGGGUGUCACUGCUUUGAUAUUUGGAAUUUCGUGUCAUUGGCUGGUAUAUAAUACACUGGAAGAACAUCCGAGAUUAUCAGCAGGAGAGCGCGAUUAUUUGGAAUCAACAAACAAUGAAAAGACGAAAUCAAAAAGCGUACCUUGGAAGAAAAUUCUCUCCUCGCCACCAGUGUAUGCCUUUAUAUUGACGCACGUUUUCCACAGCUAUGGCAUAAUUGUGAUGACAAUGAUGUUGCCACGAUUUUUGAGAGAAGCUCUGGGUUUCUCAAUACCACAAAUGGGAAUAUUCGCAGCAACGCCCUUUUUGGGUGGUAUUAUUUCCAAAAUCAUCACUGUGCCAUUAUGCACAUAUGUUGUAAGAAAACCAAACUAUAAGUCAACACUUUAUGGAAAAAUAUUUUACGUUUUGUGUAAUCUCCUAACAAUCAAGUUACUUGUCAUCAUUGUGUUAACCAGUGAAAAUCAACAUAUUAUUAUUAUAUUGAUGAUUCUGUUUGUGGGUAUAUUCACUGAUAUGGCAUUUUCUGGCGGUUAUUGGCCCAGUUUAUUACACUUAACACCGUCAUAUGCGGGUUUACUUUCGGGAAUUGCAAAUUCUUUUUCAACAUGGAAUGGUUUCAUUUCACCAAUCAUCAUCUCCGCUAUAGCUGUGCAGGGUAACAAGACUGAAUGGAAUUAUGUAAUGGCUACGUUGGGCGUUUCCUACUUUUUAGCCGCCAUUAUAUUUGGCUCAUUUGGAAGCUUCAACUUACAAGCAUGGAACAAAAAUAAUGAAGAAGUCUGAGAUAUUGAUAUUUUGUUGUGUUUUAUUUUUGCAUCUAUUAUAUAGAAUCUUGUAUGUAUGUACGUGUAUAAAUUGUUUUAAUAUUUUACUA